Molecule: messenger RNA, 825 nt
Organism: Papaver somniferum (opium poppy)
Lineage: Eukaryota; Viridiplantae; Streptophyta; Magnoliopsida; Ranunculales; Papaveraceae
Exons: 3
Coding region: 109-684 (191 amino acids)
Source: RefSeq, a predicted model, not a curated record
UUUGAUACCCUGUUCCAUUAUUUGGAAAUUAAUUUGUCUAUCAAGAAAUGAUGAGAGUCUGCUAUAUUAAUAAUCCGUGUAAGUGAGUUUCUCCAUGUGAAACAGCAAAUGGCCGGUUUAUCGAGGAAUGAGAAGCAAUUGGUAGCUGAGAAUAAUCAUCGCCGGGUGAUGAUAAAUGGCCAAGAAUAUAAGGUGGAGGACUUCUGGGAUCAAAAUAAAGGAAGUGAACAACUUAUGAAAGAUCUAGUUGAGGCAAUUCGAAAACAGUUAGAUUUGGAGGGAAUUGCCGGAGGGAGUACUAGUAAUUCAGGUAAAAGUCCCAAACCCAAAAAUGCAAGACGUCAAUCGGAACCAAAGGACGCGUCACCACCGCCAUGGCUUCAAAACAGAGGUGGUCAAUAUGAAGGACUUGGAGACGGACCGUGGAACCAAGCGGCUAGACAAUAUGGAUAUGACCAGCCAUCGUUUCCAAAUUUAGGUGGUCAUGAUGAAGGGCUUGGAUACGGGAAAUGGGACCAAGUGGCUGGACAAUAUGGAUAUGCAGGACCUGGACCAGUUGAAUUUUAUAUAGUCGUGGGGGGUUCUAGACAAACCAUGUUCUUAGUGAUCAUCCUUCUCUUCAUCAUAUUAUGCUUGGUGAUAGUCAACAUUGGAAACAUCUUGGCACUAAAAAGCAAGCCUUAAUUAUUUUCCGACCAUGUAAUUUUUCAGGUAAUGUUAGUUUCUUGUAGGAUCGAGCAAGAGAGAGGAGAGUACACGCGGAAAUAAUAAAACGAUUACAUUGAUAAUCAGUUUUGGUGUACAUUAACUCAUGGCUAAAGAGCC